CAUGGAAACUUCCCAGACGCACAGCUCCGAAAGCAUGUCCAAGGACCUGUCAGAACUGAUGAAGGAAGCCACCAAGGAGGUGCACGAGCAGGCAGAGAACACUCCGUUCAUGAAGAAUUUUCAGAAGGGACAAGUGUCACUCCAGGAGUUUAAGCUGGUUACAGCAUCUUUGUACUUCAUCUACUCUGCUCUGGAGGAAGAGAUUGAACGUAACAAGAACAACCCAGUUUAUGCCCCUGUGUAUUUUCCGGCGGAGCUGCACCGGAAAGCUGCCCUGGAGGAAGACUUGGAGUACUUCUAUGGCAGCAACUGGAGGGAAGAGAUCCCGUGUCCUGAGGCUACUCAGAAAUACGUUGAGAGGCUCCACCAUGUGGGCAAGAACCAACCAGAGCUCCUGGUGGCCCAUGCCUACACUCGGUAUUUGGGAGACCUGUCUGGGGGACAGGUGCUGAAGAAAAUUGCCCAAAAGGCCCUCCAGCUGCCCAGCACUGGAGAAGGGCUGGCUUUCUUCUCCUUUGAUGGAGUCUCCAAUGCCACCAAGUUCAAGCAGCUCUAUCGCUCCCGCAUGAAUGCCAUUGAGAUGGAUCUUGCCACUAAGAAGAGAGUCUUGGAGGAGGCCAAGAACGCAUUCCUGNCUUCUUCUCAGGUGUUUGAGGCACUGCAGGAGCUGGUGUCUAAGGGCCAGGAGAAUGGCCACCCUGUGCAGCUGAAGGCAGAACUUCGCACAAGGAACGUUAACAAAUCACAUGAGCACGGUCCAAUGCCUGGGAAAGAAAGUGAGAAGACAAACAAGAGACACACAGGCAUGAUGCCCAUCACUCCCUUGGUGCGGUGGAUCCUGGCGCUCAGCUUCCUAGCCACAACAGUUGCCGUGGGCUUAUUUGCCAUGUGA
Molecule: messenger RNA, 892 nt
Organism: Chaetura pelagica (chimney swift)
Lineage: Eukaryota; Metazoa; Chordata; Aves; Apodiformes; Apodidae
Gene: HMOX1
Product: heme oxygenase (decycling) 1
Exons: 5
Coding region: 2-892 (296 amino acids)
Biological process (GO): heme oxidation; response to oxidative stress; heme catabolic process
Molecular function (GO): heme binding; heme oxygenase (decyclizing) activity
Source: RefSeq, a predicted model, not a curated record